AUGGUAUUACAACGAAGCUCUUAUCCCGUUACUCAAUACCUUAUUGAACGAUAUUAUGAAAUAUUAGGGGUUCCAUUACCUGAUGGUCCAAAUUUAGAACUUCAUAAGAAUAGUGAUGAACUUUUUGAUAUUAUAUCUGGUAACGACGUAUCAAGGAGUACAGAUUCUGCUCCAGAUAUAACAGUAGAUAAUGAGAAAAGUACAGUUGAUGAGCAACAAGAAAAUGAAUGUAUGGAAAACAUCAGUUUAUUGGAAAAGAUAAAAGGUUUGGUAAAUUCAAUUACAUCAUGGAAUUUCUCGUAUGAAAAAUCGAUACAAAUUGGAGCUCUAUUAAAGGAAAGAAAUAAUGCUUUAUCAUUUCGUCAAUGGGAAAAAAUUGGUCUUAAAUUAGAUUCAUUGAUGAUGAAAUCAUCUUGGAAGUUUCAAACAGAAUCAAAUCUUUAUGAUUAUAAAUUGGUUACUGAAUUAACAGAAAAAUUGGUUUUAUUUAGAACGACAGAAGAUUAUGAAAAUUUAUUAUAUUUAAUACGUACAACUUGGGUCAGGAACCUAGGUGAAACUUGUAAUUUGAACCUAUACAGACACUCUAAUAUAGGAACCAAAAAAGUUAUAGAAACAUAUUUACAUGAAUCUCAAUUAGCAAUUGAUGCGCUUCUUAAUAAAUCUGACAUGGAUCCACAAUAUAUGUUAAGAAUCCUACAACAAACUAGAAGAAAUGUUGGAAGAACGGCUUUAGUCUUAAGUGGUGGCGCAACGUUUGGUCUUUUCCAUAUUGGUGUUCUUUCUGCAUUAUAUGAGGAAGAUCUAGUACCGAGAGUCAUCAGUGGAACAAGUGCAGGAUCUAUUGUGGCAAGUAUAUUUUGCGUUCAUACCAGAGAUGAAAUCCCAGCAUUGUUAGCAAACGUACUAAACAUGCAAUUUAAUAUAUUCAAAGACAAUAGAGACCAAAGUAAUAGUGAGGAUUUUCUAAUUAAAGUUGAUAGAUUCUUUAAACAAGGUACAUGGUUUACAAAUAGGCAUUUAGUGAACACCAUGGUUGGAUUUUUGGGUGAUAUGACAUUUAAGGAGGCUUAUUAUAGAACUGGGAGAAUCUUGAAUAUUACGGUGUCUUCAGCGUCAAUAUUUGAACAACCAAGGUUAUUAAAUAAUUUGACAGCUCCGAAUGUUCUAAUAUGGUCCGCGGUAUGUGCAUCUUGUGCAGUUCCAGGUGUGUUCCCUGCAACACCAUUAUAUGAGAAGGACCCUAAAACUGGCCAAAAGAAAGAAUGGACAGGAAACAGUUCCAUCAAAUUUGUUGAUGGAUCUGUCGAGAAUGAUUUGCCCAUUACAAGACUCUCCGAAAUGUUUAAUAUUGAUCACAUCAUUGCAUGUCAAGUUAACUUCCACGUUUUUCCAUUUUUAAAAUUUUCUGUCAACUGCGUUGGGGGUGAAGUUCAAAAUGAAAUGAGUGCAAGAUUCAAGAAACAUCUUAACAAUUUUUAUGAUUUCUUUACAGGAGAAAUUGUGCAUUAUUUAGAGAUUGGUAGUGAACUUGGGAUCGCUAGAAAUCUUCUCACAAAACUUAGAUCGGUGCUGUCACAGCAAUAUUCUGGGAAUGUAACAAUUUUGCCAAAUAUGAAUAUGUUGUUCAAGUCUAAAGAAUUAAUGAAUAAUCCUUCACAGGAAUUCCUAUUGUACGAAACUGUUAAUGGUGCUCGGGCAACGUGGCCAAAGAUAUCUAUGAUCAAAAACAAUUGUAGACAAGAAUUUGCUUUGGAUAAAGCAAUUUUCUUUUUGAAGGAAAAGAUUAUCAUGUCAACCUCGAUUAAGAAUCCAUUACAAUUUAGUGAGGCAACAAUUAGAGUUUCCGAUAUUCCGUCAAACAAAGACGUCGUAUCACCAUCACAGGAGAGUAAAGAUACUCAUACCGAACAUGCAGGUUCUUUAGACGAUAAUAUAGCCGAGCCAGAAGAGCUGGACUCUUUAUUAAUUCAUCCGAAUAAUGGAAAUAGUGAUCGUCCAGACACAAGAUUGAGAUCAUUAAGUUUAAGAGAGCCGGUCUCUCUCACUAAAAGACCUCCGAUCUUGGGAAAUAGAUCCUCCAGUAAUAUAAGACGUACUUCUACACCAGGGGUUACAUACGGUGUAAUAGCUGUUCCUACUUCUGCCAGAAUGAUUAGCCCAAAGAAGUCGAAUGGAGCAACAAUUAGAAGGUCUCCAUCUAGUGCCGAUCGUAAUGAUAAACGAAGGAAAGAGAGGUCUAGUACAAUUAUUACAUACUCUACAACUUCAUCUGCAAACAGAUACUAA
Messenger RNA from Maudiozyma barnettii, 2289 nucleotides. RefSeq lists its product as uncharacterized. The transcript has a single exon. The record is from RefSeq and is a predicted model, not a curated record. NCBI's taxonomy places the organism in Eukaryota, Fungi, Ascomycota, Saccharomycetes, Saccharomycetales, Saccharomycetaceae. The coding region runs from base 1 to 2289 and encodes 762 amino acids. Gene Ontology annotation, biological process: lipid metabolic process. Gene Ontology annotation, molecular function: triacylglycerol lipase activity.